Austrofundulus limnaeus is the source of this 1156-nucleotide messenger RNA. Its product is annotated as zinc finger MYM-type protein 3. The record is from RefSeq and is a predicted model, not a curated record. Lineage: Eukaryota; Metazoa; Chordata; Actinopteri; Cyprinodontiformes; Rivulidae.
AGUCGCAGGAGAACCGGUUCCACCGACUGCAGAGUCUUCGUGACCCCAGCCGCCUCCAAACUGAACCACCUGUACGGGGUCAAAGCCUGGACCAGCUGGGUCCAGCAGGCUCAGAAAGCCGGUGGAACCACCGUCAAAGAGGAUGUCCUCCAGUGUGACUCGGCGGAGCUGAGCGUCGCUCUGUCUCGCUUCGUCAGAGAGGUUCGACGGCCGAACGGCGACGCCUACGGCCCCGACAGCAUCUUCUACCUGUGUCUGGGAAUACAGGAGUAUCUGUUCGAGAAGGGCCGGAUAGAAAACAUCUUCACAGAUGAGCUCUACAGCCAGUUCUCCAGAGAGAUCAGCUCCACGCUGCGGCUCUGGAAGCCCAAGCUGCUGCCCGGCGGUGGUGUGGUCCCCUCGCAGGUGGAGGAGUCCUACCUGUGGGAGUGCAAGCAGCUGGGCGUGUACUCACCCAUCGUGCUGAUCAACACGCUGCUCUUCUUCUGCACCAAGAACUUCCACCUGAGCACGGCGGAGCAGCACCGGAGCCUGACCUUCUCCAGCUUCACGCAGACCUCCAAACCCUGCAGCCGGGCCGGGAAGGUCACCUACCUGCUGUACCUGAGGGGUGGCUUGGAGCAUACAGAGCGGGUCAGGAAGCGACAGGCGGAAACCAGCGGAGACCUGGAGCUGAUGGAAAACGUGUCAAACCCUCUGCAGUGUCCGAUCCGGCUCUACGAGUUCUACCUCUCCAGAUGCCCAGAAUCAGCAAAGAAACAAACCAACAUGUUUUACCUCCAACCUGAGAGGAACGUCCACACUAGAAGCCCUCACUGGUACUCCUGUCAGMCGCUGGACGCAGCCACUCUACASAACAWGCUCACGYGCAUCCUGGCGGUCAGAGAGCUUCAGCAGCAAGCGGGGAGGCACCGGGGCGGUGGCGACGAGUGAACGCCGCCUUCAUCGGCCGCAGCAAACGGACUCUUUUUAGCCGAGCCACAAACACACCAGACUGGUCUCAGAGCGCACAAGUUUCAAAACACGGGACAAAACCACGAAACCAAACUGGAAAAUCCACCCGACACUCAAGGUUUUUCUCUAAAUCUACUCCAAAACCCCAGAAACAAGAUCUUUUUCUUUAUCUGUGCUGAAAACAUAAAAAGUAACAACCACA